Procambarus clarkii (red swamp crayfish) is the source of this 839-nucleotide messenger RNA. NCBI's taxonomy places the organism in Eukaryota, Metazoa, Arthropoda, Malacostraca, Decapoda, Cambaridae. The record is from RefSeq and is a predicted model, not a curated record.
GAUAGUUGGGUAUAAAAACCGUGUGACUGUCGCCCGCCCUCAACACAACCAGUCACCAUGGACCACUCUUAUCUCCUGCUGCUGCUCCUCCUGGGAGCAGCAGCCGUCGUUAAUGGUGGCAUGACAACUGUCUCCUCCAAGGCUGGUGGCACCAGCUGCACGUCACCAUUCCAUGAUGUGGGAGGACGCUGCCUCUAUGUUGACGUCUCAAACACAGGUAACUGGGAUACUAUGCGCACCCACUGUAGGAGUCUUGGCGGCGACCUGGCCAUCCUGGACAACGCUGAAGUAUACUCCGCCCUCAUCCGCUACAUACACGGCAGCGGAUAUCCCGAGCUUCAGUACUGGAUCGGUGGCACAGACGAGGCCCAGGAGGGACUGUGGCUGUGGGUGAACCAAGAACCUAUACAGAUGGGCACGCCUUACUGGGCCACCUAUGGCUGUAGCAAUAACCAAAUGCCCACUGGCGGAACUUCUCAAAACUGUCUUUUUAUUGAUAGUAAUUAUCAUUUGUAUUUUAAUGAUGGAGAUUGUUUUACUCCAAUACACGGAAUCUGUGAGCAGUAAGACUAUUGACCAGGUUAUAUUUUGUGCAUAGGUAAACACUGAUCAGAGUUACAACAUUUCUGAAGCUCAUUACCAAACUUGUGCAGGGAAGGAGGCGUUACUGAGCCAACAAUGGCAGUGGCGUUAACCGGUGUAGACUCUCAAACCUGUUUAAUACCAAUUACAGCUUAUAUUUCAACCAUUUAUUUAAUUGCAGUGAUUUUCCUUGCAAUAAUACAUUGUAUGAAGUCUAUGAAUAUUGUACUAGCAAAAAAAUCCAAGUGAUAUCCAUA